This is a messenger RNA of Aureobasidium vineae, 804 nucleotides long. NCBI's taxonomy places the organism in Eukaryota, Fungi, Ascomycota, Dothideomycetes, Dothideales, Saccotheciaceae. The record is from the annotation of a GenBank genome assembly.
AUGUGCAUGGUUCAACAAUCGCAGAUAUUACCAAGCCAGGACUUCGUCCAGGUAACAACCGCAGCAUCAGACGCGAGUGCGUACAUGCGAACGCAACUCUUCCUAGCAAAUCUCAUACUCCAUGAGUUGACCCAUGUUUGGUUUAAAAAUGUAACGACAGAGAAUGUCGAGACAUGUCCGUUCCGUAACGACGAUAGAGCAGGAGAAGAAGGUUUCGCCUUGGAAGCCGUGAUACACAAUAACGUUGCCCUCAUCGACAAUGAAGCAAACUUUAGCGUGGACACAAUGCCUUUCGGAAUGGCCGCAAUUGAAUGGCCUGGAUUAGAGCAUCGUGUUGAUGAAGGUCUUGCCAUCAAAGCCAGUACAGCAAAGUAUGGCAUCAAGUCUCAUACUACGUAUGCUAUUUCAAUGAGUGUGAGUUCUUCGAUGGUGGCGAACAGGAGGUCUCCUACUAAUCAGUUUCUCAGNUAUGUACGACAGUUCUUCCUAGACGACUUCUGGGACAACCGGAUGGUGAGGUAUGGCGAUGGAGCCUUGAGACACUACAAAGCUGUGGGUGUGCGAGAGUCUCAAUAUGGCGAGUCUGAAUUCGACGAUUUGGAAAGUCCGACGGUCAAACAGAAGCAGAACCCUCUGACUGGAUUAUGGGAGGAUGAUCCUGAGAUUGACUCUGACGCCGAGUUCCCGGAUGUGGAGGAAGGAAUUAUCUAUCCUGAGGACAAAGCUUUGAGUCUUCUGGGUGCAGAAAUAUAUGACUCCGAUGUCGAAAUGAAAGAUGGAGAGGAGGGCGACGACGAAGACUAG